This is a messenger RNA of Diutina rugosa, 1611 nucleotides long. RefSeq lists its product as uncharacterized. Gene Ontology annotation, cellular component: nucleus. Gene Ontology annotation, biological process: regulation of DNA-templated transcription. Gene Ontology annotation, molecular function: transcription cis-regulatory region binding; DNA-binding transcription factor activity. The coding region runs from base 1 to 1611 and encodes 536 amino acids. NCBI's taxonomy places the organism in Eukaryota, Fungi, Ascomycota, Pichiomycetes, Serinales, Debaryomycetaceae. The transcript has a single exon. The record is from RefSeq and is a predicted model, not a curated record.
AUGGACCAGCCGCAAGAGAUCGGCGGCGCCCGUGCCCUCAUGCUGCUAACCCGCAAAGAAGACGACCUCGACGUCGAGGCAGCGGUGAUGAAGCUCGUCGGCGGCACCUUGGACGCCCUGGCAAAGCGCCACGUCCCCACCAUGGACUGGGACGACUAUCUCGACACCAGUGGCACCGACGCUACCGCCGACACUCCCUUUGAGCCGUUUCCUAAACGGUUCCGCCACCAGCCAGUGUCCGACGACGACGACAACCUCGCUACCCUUGAAGAACUUGAGCGCCGAGAAGCGCUUGUUGACGAGGCCCUCCUCGCCGCCUCCCACACCUUGCGUGGCUCUGAUGGUAGUGCCCCACUGGCGCUGUCGUCUCCCGAAACUAUGGAUGGAGCACCUCCGUCACCGCUACUGAAUGCGGCUAUCAGCGCCGCCGCCGCCGCCACCAGUCGUCACCAGCGCCACGCCGUUGAGGAAUUUGACCCUGUGGACUUACACCGCCGGUUUCACCACAUCACCAGCAGCGAGCUGUUGGUGGUAGAAGCGGCAGCGAUGGCGUGCAACUGGUAUAACCUGACUCCCGAAGGUAAGCGCCAGCCGGCGCUGCUAAAUGGGCCUCGUAUCCGCAUUGGGCCUCGCAAGUUUACCGAACCAGAAAUCGCUGCUGUUGACCAUUUCAUCGCUGGCUACUGCUAUCUUAAGCGGAUGACGCGAGAAGAAGUGUGUGAACGGAUCUGGCAAAACCAGCGGAAAAAGGAUAAGUUCUGGGAGCAAUUGACUCGAGUAUUGCCCUAUCGACUGCGAGCACUGACCUACAAACAUAUCAAGCGCCAGUACCAUGUAUUUGAAGUAAGAGCGCAGUGGACUAAGGAAGAUGACGACACUCUACGCCACUUAGCCCAAGUGCACGCCGGCAAGUGGUGUCGGAUAGGGACACUCAUGCACCGCAUGCCCGAAGACUGCCGCGACCGCUGGCGCAACUACGUCAAGUGUGGCGACAACCGGCUGUCCCAUAAGUGGCUGGCCGAGGAAGAGCGCCAGUUGGUGCAAAUUGUCACCGACUACUUGCGUGAGGCAACCACAGCGUCGACGACACUGCCUGAAGGCGCUGAUGGCGCUGAUGGUGCCGAACAGAGCGCAAUGUCACCACCAACACCUAUCACUGGCGCCAUUGUUGACGCUCCCAUCAAGAUCAACUGGACUUUAGUGUCUGAUUUGAUGGAGGGGAAGCGUAGUCGCAUCCAGUGCCGUUAUAAGUGGAAUAAGCUCAUCAAGAAGCAAGGAUCAAUGCGCCCUGAGGUGAUGGACGUGGCUACGAAACAGUGGGUGGUGAGCCAAGUGCUCAACCAGCAGCCAGCGACGCUUGAAGACGUCGACUGGACGGCGAUUACUGAGGCGUUCGCCGCGUGGCCCGAGCGUGUAGGCCAGUGGGGGUGGAAGGAGAUGAAGCUGGCGGUGACGGCAUUAGUGGAACCCAGUGACAGCGGUAACACCUCGCUGUCACCCUCAGUCGCGGGCGACGACCUUAUGAAGGCGCUUCGACGGGCGCUGGUAGCGCUCCGACGCCUUCGAGGGACGCCCCAUCUGGUGGAAUACACCCUCUUCCGCGACGAGUAG